AUGAGUGGUGGCUGGAACACCAUCGAAUCCGAUGCAGGUGUCUUCACCUCACUUAUCGAGAACCUGGGCGUAAAGGAUGUCCAGUUUGAAGAGCUCCUGACCCUCGACCCUUCCGAGCUAGCCACUUUACAACCCCUCUACGGCGUCAUCUUCCUCUUCAAAUACCCAACCGACCAGCCGUAUUCCUCUGCGACGGGACCGCAGGACGGUACCUUCGACCACGAUGCCUCCCAGUCAAUCUUCUUCGCUGCCCAAACUAUACAAAACGCAUGCGCCACCCAGGCCCUCCUCAGCGUCCUCAUGAACAAGCAGCAGGACGUCGAGAUCGGCUCCCACCUCAGCGACUUCCGCGAGUUCACCAUCGAGCUCCCCCCCGAGUUCCGCGGCGAGGCCCUCAGCAACUCGGACCUCAUCCGCGAGGUGCACAACAGCUUCGCCCGCAGCGUCCCCUUCGCCGACGAGACGCAGCAGCGCUCCUCCGAGACCGAGGACGUCUUCCACUUCAUCGCGUACACGCCCGUCAACGGCGUGCUCUACGAGCUCGACGGCCUCCAGCCCGCGCCCAUCUCCCACGGUGCCUGCACGCCCGAGGAGUUCCCCACCCGCGUGGUGGAUGUUCUGCAGCGUCGCAUUGCGCGCUACGAUGCGACCGAGAUUCGGUUCAACCUGCUUGCCAUGUGCCGCGAUCUGCGAGCUCGGGCGAGGGAGUUUGGCGAUGACGAGUUGUUGGCAAGGGAGGAGCGCAAGCGAAAGGACUGGCUGUUUGAAAACGCACUUCGUCGACACAACUUUGUCGGAUUUGCUGGCGAGGUGGUCAAGGCUGUUGUGGAGGAGAAGUUGAAAGAGGGUGGUGAGGAAGGGUAUGACAAGUGGGUGAAGGAGAGUUUGGAGAGGCGCAAAGCUGCCGAGAAGGCAAGGAGAGCUGGCGAUGGGGACGUGGAAAUGGGGGGAUAG
Messenger RNA from Clonostachys solani, 954 nucleotides. The record is from the annotation of a GenBank genome assembly. Lineage: Eukaryota; Fungi; Ascomycota; Sordariomycetes; Hypocreales; Bionectriaceae.